AUGGAUAUCAACUCGCUGUUUCGCGGGGUGUUUCCCACAAUGGCGGCCAAUAUGACGAUACCUGCUGAGAAUGCCUCAGCCGACAACAUGCGCGGACUGGCAGAGGGAAUACUUCCCAUGCUUGGCCUUCGUGGUCUGCUCCCAAUGUAUGGAGUCCUAGGCAGCUGGCUGGGGCUAGACCCAACAUUUUUACUCACAGCCUUCGGCGGCUUCUGGGCGUUGAACAAGUUGUUACGGCAACUAUACCAUAUAGGCUAUGGUCUCAUCACAGAGUAUCUGAUGUGCAACAUCCACAUCAGCAGCACAGAUGACAUGUACUUGCAUCUGAUGAGAUGGCUCGCCGUGCAGCCCAAGAUGGUCAGUUCUCGGUCCCUGACUGCUGAGACUGUCAGCAAGACGGCCUGGGACCACGAGGACGACACCAACCUCUCGAAGGAUCUGACAGGAAACUACCUUAACUUCUCCAACCAAGAAGCCAUGGCGCCCCCUCGGUUCGUUCCCGCAGUAGGGUUGCACAACUUCUGGUGGCAAGGCACCUACUACCGACUUCACCGCAAGCAAGCGUCCAUCUUCGACGAUGGCUCCAGCGGCGCUGGUAUGGCGGGUAUCUUCAAGGAUAAAGAGGACUUGGUCAUUUCAUGUCUGGGACGAAGCCCUGAACGCAUCAAAGAGCUGCUCAAGUACUGCAAGGAGCAGUACUUCAAAAACCACCACGCUAGAACCAUUAUCAAGCGGCCCAGCCCCCAGAACCUCCGUCGUUACGGCGGUCGUCACAGCUGGCAGCAGGUAGCAGACCGGCCUGUACGAGACAUGCGGACUGUUGUUCUGGAUCACCAGCAGAAACAUCAAGUUCUGGCGGAUAUCAACGAGUAUCUUCAUCCGGCGACUCCCCGCUGGUAUGCCAACAGAGGUAUUCCACUCCGACGUGGUUAUCUCUUCCACGGACCACCAGGUACGGGUAAAACGUCUCUGUCGUUUGCUUUGGCUGGUGUUUUUGGCCUCGACAUUUACGUCAUCUCUCUCCUAGAGCCAACACUUACCGAAGAAGACCUGAGCACAUUGUUCAAUUCACUGCCCCGCCGCUGCGUAGUUCUGCUCGAAGAUAUCGACACGGCCGGUUUAAGACGGCCCGCUGAAGAAUUCGAGACAGCCGAGGCGGCCAAAACGGGCAGCAAGGACGAAGCCACGGGCACCCCUAAUGAUUGGAAGGUCAGCGACCUCGCCAAGGCCCUCAAGAAGGAAGGCGACGACAAGAAGGGGAUCUCCCUAUCCGGUCUCCUCAAUGCCAUCGAUGGCGUAGCUUCCCACGAAGGCCGUGUCCUCAUCAUGACUACCAACGUCCCCGAACGCCUCGAUGCUGCUUUGACUCGCCCUGGCCGCGUCGAUCUGCAGGUCGGCUUUACCAACGCCACCCGAGAGCAGGCUAGGGAGCUGUUCGUUCGAAUGUAUGAGGCAGAUCAGAGCCGUCGGCAGCAAGCAUAUCUACUACCAUACACGAACAGAGACUCCAAGGAAGUCGUCGUCGCCAACGGCAAGGCCGGGUCUAAUGGAUACAUCAAAGUCUCUGAGACGCAGAGCACCAUCAACUCGGGCGACCUGGAUAUCUCGCCCGAGAAGCUUCCCCAAGUCGCCAACGAAUUUGCGGACAAGAUUCCCAAUGGCGCGUUCUCGCCCGCAGAAAUCCAGGGGUUCUUGCUCAAGCGGAAGAAGCACCCGCUCAAGGCCCUGGAGGAUGCUGAUAAGUGGGUUGAGGGCAUGAAGAGGCAGAAAGCAUCCAAGUCCAAGAUUUUGGAUGUGCAAUAA
Messenger RNA from Pseudomassariella vexata, 1803 nucleotides. RefSeq names its product BCS1 N terminal-domain-containing protein. Gene Ontology annotation, cellular component: mitochondrial inner membrane. NCBI's taxonomy places the organism in Eukaryota, Fungi, Ascomycota, Sordariomycetes, Amphisphaeriales, Pseudomassariaceae. Gene Ontology annotation, biological process: protein insertion into mitochondrial inner membrane from matrix; mitochondrial respiratory chain complex III assembly. Bases 1 to 1803 code for a protein of 600 amino acids. The transcript is spliced from 3 exons. The record is from RefSeq and is a predicted model, not a curated record. Gene Ontology annotation, molecular function: ATP binding; ATP hydrolysis activity.